AUGUCCUUUUUUUCUACAAAUAAUGCAAGCAUCUCUUUCCCCUGUGAAGGUCUAGAAAAUCUGGUGCUGACCUAUGUCAAUGCCAUCAGCAGUGGGAACCUGCCCAGCGUGGAGAAUACAGUCUUGGCCUUGGCCCAAAUCAAGAAUUCAGCUGCAAUACAAAAAGCCAUUGCCCACUAUGACCAACAGAUGGGCCAAAAGGUGCAGCUGCCCACGGAAAACCUCCAAGAGCUGCUGGACCUGCACAGGACCAGUGAGAAGGAAGCCAUCGAAAUCUUCAUCAAUAAUUCCUUCAAGGAUGUGGACCAAAGGUUCCAGAAGGAAUUAGAGACCCUGCUGGAAGCAAAACAAGAUGAUUUUCGUAAGCAGAACUUGGAGGCAUCAUCAGAUCAUUGCUCAGCUUUACUUCAAGGUAUUUUUGGUCCUCUAGAAGAAUAUGUGAAGCAGCGGGUUUACUCAAAGCCUGGAGGGCACCGCCUCUUCAUUCAGAAGAGAGAAGAGCUGAAGGCAAAGUACUAUCAGGAGCCCAGGAAAGGAAUACAGGCUGAAGAAGCUCUGCAGAACUAUUUACAGUCCAAGGAGUCUGUGAGUGAUGCCAUUCUACAGACAGACCUGGUUCUCACCGCGAAGGAAAAGGAGAGGAAAGAAGCAUAUUUGAAAGCAGAGGCUGCAAAGGCUGAAGCACGAAGGUUGGAGGAGAUUCAAAGGCAGAACCAGCAAAUGAUGGAGGAGAGGGAGAGACAGCAUCAGGAGCAACUGGGACAAAUGGAGACAAACAGAGAUCAACAGCUGGCGCAGGAACAGAUGGCUCGGGAACGUCAGCUCCAGGAAGAGGCUGCAAAGCAGAGGGAGAGAGAAGAGGCUGAAAUAAGAAGACUUCAGAAUGAGAUUCAGCAACUACAGCAAGCAAAAUCACGAAAUGAUGAUUGUAUCUUACUCUAAAGCUAAAUAUCUGAACUUCUUUUCAUGUUCACUUUUCACUGAAGAUAGAAAGAAACAAGAAACUAUAAAACGUGGGACAAUUACCAUUUAAACAAAUGUUAUAAUAAUUAUAUCAAACUUUUGUAUUGUUACUAACUUAUGAUGCCCAUAAUUGGUAAAAUGUACAUUUCAAUAGUUUCAAUGAUGAUUACUUCCUUGAAAAGAUUAUGAAUUGUAUAACAGAGGGCAUUUGAUCACUGCAUUUAUUUGGUAGAAUAGUGGGCUGGUUCUCUCAGGGGAAACUUCCUCUUCUACCUCAAUGCCAUCCCUCUGAUUUUCUCAGGGGGGGAUUGAAAGUGACCUAGGGGGUGUGCGAUUCACAAUAGGCUCAGUCAAAUGGGACUUGAUCAACAUCUUGUACUCACUCAGGUGGGCAGCACUCCUGUCAAGUGGUCAUAUGCUGGAUGCCAUUGCAGGGAGUCAUCACUUUACAUAGCUUCUUAGUGGCGACAAUGUUCGAUUCUCAACUGUGUAGAGGCAGUCAGUCUAUGGGAAGUGAUGUGACUGCUGGUCAUGCUCAGUAGAGUUUGCUUAGGGAGAGUCUAAACUGUAAGCAAAUAGCACUGUAAUGAAGUAGAGGUGCUCUAGAAGUUAGAAC
Myotis lucifugus (little brown bat) is the source of this 1579-nucleotide messenger RNA. RefSeq names its product guanylate-binding protein 5-like. Gene Ontology annotation, molecular function: GTPase activity; GTP binding. The transcript has 5 exons. Bases 1 to 942 code for a protein of 313 amino acids. The record is from RefSeq and is a predicted model, not a curated record. Lineage: Eukaryota; Metazoa; Chordata; Mammalia; Chiroptera; Vespertilionidae.